AGCGGGCUCGCCGGUCGCCGUGGAAGCUGUCAGGUGCAGGAAGGAAGCCGGCGCUCUCCUGAGAGAGGAGCGGGACGAGCCCGCCGAAGAGCCAGUCCGGCACUGGAGAAAAGAACCGGAACUGGAUAUAGAGACACCACUCUAAUUUGCACUCCCCGGACUCAGUUAGACGGUGUACCGGGCCUGGUUACCAUGGUAACUAGAGUCACAGUUUGUCUCCAAACUGAGAGAAGAGGUCUGGAAGGCACCAAGUCAGCCAAUAUUCCAGCUAUUGGAACGACAGUCCUUUCUGUUUCCUCUGUAUUUGUGAGGACCAGACAGAAGUACAGGUUCCAAAGGCCUGAGUCAUCACCAUCAUGAAGGCUUCCUCAAAGGGUCUUCUCACCCACAUCUCCCAGUUCUGGAGCAUGCUCGAUGAUUUGGCAGAAAAUGAUCCCGAGCGCUACCGGAACUUCAUUCAGCAGGAGCUGAAAGAUGGCAAACAGCUCUGUGCCGACCCAGAACCUCAACUCUGUCUACAGACAAAGAUCCUAAAACCAAAAGAAAAAGUACUUUUUAUCAACCUAUGUCAGUGGGAAAGGAUCCCCGCACCACAAUCAGCCACUCAUCCUGUACCUAUAAGUGUUGGCAGACCAGAAGAUUUCACUGAGACAUCAGAUGCUUGUACCAUCAUUGAUGUUGCCUACAAUCCUGGUGUUCUGCAAGCAGCAGAAAAAGACCAAGGAAUCAAAGAUCAGUUAAUAAGGAUGGCCAUGCGGUGCAUCGAGGAGCGACUCCAGCUCACACUUGCACAUUCAUACCAUGUUACUCGUUUUAGAGUGAAAGGAAGCAUUCAGAGAAUGAAAGAAAGUCUGAUGGGCAUUAAAACUCACUUCCCAAACUUCAAAGAGAUGAUGAGAAAAGACAACACUCUUGAAAGGAUCAGAAGCAGUACUGUGAGUGAACCCAGUCACCUUCCUGAGGUGCUAUUGACAAAGAAACAAGUGUCGGCCAAAGGGAGAUGUCUUAUAGAAGAGAUUGCUAGUUCAGAAGUCCAGGUGGAGGCUAAGACACCUGCCUACGAAUUAAAGGUUGUAAAGGAUCAGAACGAGAAGCCGCUGAAAAUUGAGCUGAAAGUCGAGUUACCUGGGAUUAAGGCAGUCUCUCUGUGUGAGCUUAGUGUUUCUGAGGUUGAUUUAUUGAUUGAGGUCUCUGAGAUGUACCGAUUAUGCCUGAAUCUUCCAGAAUCGAUUAAUACAGAAAUGACUACAGCAAAAUUCAUAAAAAAUAAAUCCAUAUUAAUCAUUACAAUGCCCCUGGCAUAAAAA
This is a messenger RNA of Rattus rattus (black rat), 1307 nucleotides long. RefSeq names its product PIH1 domain containing 2 (gene Pih1d2). Bases 357 to 1304 code for a protein of 315 amino acids. The record is from RefSeq and is a predicted model, not a curated record. The transcript has 7 exons. Gene Ontology annotation, cellular component: cytoplasm; ribonucleoprotein complex; R2TP complex. Gene Ontology annotation, biological process: box C/D snoRNP assembly; rRNA processing. Lineage: Eukaryota; Metazoa; Chordata; Mammalia; Rodentia; Muridae.